Messenger RNA from Hydractinia symbiolongicarpus, 2089 nucleotides. RefSeq lists its product as uncharacterized. The record is from RefSeq and is a predicted model, not a curated record. NCBI's taxonomy places the organism in Eukaryota, Metazoa, Cnidaria, Hydrozoa, Anthoathecata, Hydractiniidae. The coding region runs from base 92 to 1789 and encodes 565 amino acids. The transcript is spliced from 2 exons.
UGAAACAAUAAACGUUGGCAACAGAACAAUUUCAGAUAUUUAAAAGGAAAAAAAGAAGUUCAAAAUAUAAACUAGGAAGGAAGAAUCAGCCAUGUACAUUAUCGUUAUCUCUUGUUUGCUUUUAUCACCGAGCCUGUACAAUGCAUCUGAUAACACAGCACAAGAUCAAAAAAUCAUCAAGGAGCUGGAAAGUAUCCUGCAGAAGAAUGUGAAAAAUCAACUCUUCGAUGGAGCAGGUAGUAUUGAUGUGACUGUAUGGAAGCGAAAUCAAAACCAAAGCGAACUCAUUCCAAUAUAUCUAAAAUCGUUUGGAAAAUCACAAGUUGCAAACAUCAGUAAGGAAAUUGUUCACAUCAAAACUCGUUCACCAUGGAAUAACCUUAAAGAUAUUUCAAAUAGGUAUUUGCCAGCUAUCCCUGAUGUGGACGGUAACAUGUAUGGCGAUGCAGGAAAACGUAAUCAAUACCGUAUUGCAUCUAACACUAAAACAUUUAUUGGAAUCGCUGCUGAUAUGUUAGCUGAAAAGCAUGGCUUGAAUUUGGAUGAAAAGUUACAUCCGAAGUACGUGAACCUGUCAACACUUGGACUCGCUCAUAAGUGGAACAUCCCCAGUGAAAAAGAUGGAUAUCUUUCAGACUUCCCUAACUCUUCUAAAUAUAUGAAUGCAAUCACAUUUCGACACCUUCUCACACAUACAUCUGGGCUAUCCCGAGAAAGCAAAAAAGGCUCACAGUACUCGUAUGGUUCAAGCAGAACGUCAACAAGUAAAUGUCCACCAAAUGAUGAGUAUCAAGGACUGAUAGACUGUGUCCAAACGCAAGAUAAUAACUGGCCAGCAUGGACCCAACACGUCGUAUCAUACAUGAUGCCUUCCUGUGGUUACAAAGGGUACAACGAAAUGUCGAAAAAACAAAAGUCUUGUUUACCAGGUGAAUAUUUCCAUUAUUCUAAUGCUGGUUAUUCCAUCCUUGGUCUGGGACUUGACUCUUUUGUCAAAAAGAAGAUAAAUCAUUCCUUUACGAUAACAACUUGGAUAACAGAGAAAAUUUUUAAAAAAUUUGACAUGAACGAGACUGUAUUUACUUGGGUUGACUAUAAUCAAGAACAAAAAGGGAAAACAACUCAUGGUUGCCAAGGAGGAGAAGAACUUUCUGCAUGUAAUCAAACCCGUGCGUUAAUGGAUUAUGCAGACCGCGGGAUCAAAACCCCACCUGGUGGGAUAUGGUCAACCACGGUGGAUCUUGCAAAAUAUUUACUAAACUUGCACACGCUUUCAAAUAAAUCGAACAUAUUUGAAGUGGACCCAAAUAUAUCACCUAAAACAGAUUCAGAAUCUGAAGAAGAUCCGACACAAAUGCCUUCAUCAGAUUUCAAAUAUGGCCAUGGAUGGUACAUUGCAGAACAAUAUUCAUGCUUACCGGAGAAACACCAAACCCACAUUCAGGGUGCAUGGGGAACUGUUCCUGGUUUUACAUCUUAUAUGAUUACGAAUUCCAAACAAAAUGAAAACGAGAACCAAUACGUGAUUGUGAUGCUUCGUUCAUACAACUAUGGUGGACGAUUUAAUCUGGGUAAUCAAGCAAGACGGUUUCUAUGGCGACUUUUACAUCCGGAAGAAAAAUUAGCUACACUAAAAUGUCCUGUAGUUGUUAAAGAUGAUUUUUCUGAAGGUGACCUAAUCGUUCAAAAAAAUAAGAGAUCAUCAAAUUCAAAAACAAACUUUGCAAAUCGGACUUUGCUUCUUUUGUUUACUAUAAUGACAGUUCAUUACUGCAUGAAUCGAUUGUGAAAUGCUGAUUUUAAGUCCAAAUAUGGACAUGAUUUUCUUAAGUAUUUAAAUGUGUCUUUGAGUUAAACGUUUUUUAGGAAGGGCGCUACAUGUUGCUAAAUCUUUUUAUCUAUAAUUUGCUAAUAUUCAUUUUUUGUAACAUAUCAAACGAUUUUUGUUUUCCAAAAGCAGAUUUCAAAGAAUUAAACGUUGUCAUUUCCAGGUAAGCCUUCAACUUUAACUAGGCUUUUUAACGUUUUAAUUGUACCUUAUUCCUAAACGUCCUUGCAAUACAAAACAUGUGUUGUGUUUUUUGAAAUA